Drosophila rhopaloa is the source of this 955-nucleotide messenger RNA. RefSeq lists its product as uncharacterized. NCBI's taxonomy places the organism in Eukaryota, Metazoa, Arthropoda, Insecta, Diptera, Drosophilidae. Bases 181 to 915 code for a protein of 244 amino acids. The transcript is spliced from 2 exons. The record is from RefSeq and is a predicted model, not a curated record.
CAGUUGUUCAUUGGAAAUAACUUCACUUACGAUCUGGCACUCUACCGCGACAGUUCUUAUUUAAAUUCUUAAAAGGCCCGAUCUUCAAAUAACUCGAAGAAUGAAAUAAUAAUAGAGAUAUUUUAAUAUCACCAAGAUACACAGGCGUUUCGAGAAUAUACUCCAGAAACAGAGAUUCAAAUGGAAGACACUAAGGCUACUGAAAGUGAAUGUCCCAUAAUGGAUACCCAGAAAAUACUGGUGGAGAUUGAUAUACCAGAUAUGGUUCAAUUGUUACCGACAUUCGAUGGCGAUCAGUAUACUCUCUCCGACUUUAUUGGCAGUGUUGAGGAUAUGGUGAUUAACGUCGUGAAAAACAUUUAUAAAACGGACUGCCCAGUUUUUAUAUUGAGAGCUAUUCGAAGGAAAAUCGUCGGGGAGGCCAACAGAGUGCUCAUUAGGGAACGAACAAAGCUUAAUUGGGAGGAAAUAAAGAAGGCACUAAUAGACAAUUUUGCAGACCCCAGAAAUAUGGAUACUCUAAUGGACGACUUGCGAGAAAUCCCAAGCUUCGGACUGAAAAUCUAUCACUUAUAUGUAGAAAUAUCAAAAAUAAGAUGUGCAUGUUUCGAUCUUUUGGAGAGGCAAGAAGAAGAUCUGGUAUUUCGAAAAACUCAGGAAUGUGUUUUUGAAAAACGAUUUCUACACGCUUUUAUAUCUGGUCUUCGGGGACCUUUGAAACUUUCGGUACUACGUAAGGAUCCGAAAAACAUUUGGGAGGCAAACAAAAUUGCAAUGCAAUUAAUAGAUGAUUUUCAUUGGGCAAGAAAACAAAAAGUAAAUCAUAACAAAAGACGGAUCUAUACAAACAAAUUAUUCUUUAAUUCAAACCGAGGACGUCAGAAUGGCAACAAUAUGCCCGAGGGACCCAAAUAAAAUGUAAUCAAUUUCAAAAAAGCAUUAUUUUUCAAAUAAU